CAGGACUAAGGCAGAGGCUCCGUGCCUGUCCGUGGAUGGCCCUGACGAUGCAGCUCUUCAUGCUGGUCCUGCUUCCCCUGUCCUCUCUCCUGCCCCCUGGGGCUCAGGCUGCGAGCAAAACCUGAAACCUUCCACCUAAAAAUUACCAAAACCCAGGGGGAAAGAAUCAGAUUCACAAGAAAAAAUCAGACAUGUUCAAGAAGAGAAAAGGCUUUCUGAGAAAAAAAUACCCUUAGUAAAAACCACAAUUUUCUACUGGAGUUGGUCCGUCUUGGUUGGUCACUGUGGGUCAAUGGAGAAGGAGAAGCAACCACAAGGGACCUGUCAGUGCCCUUCUGGGGGCUGCCUGGCCUAAUCCGGGAUGACGUUGCCCCUCCCAAAGCUGUUAACUCCAGGGGAGAUCAUCGGGGGACAGGAAGCCCAGCCCCACUCCAGACCCUACAUGGCUUUUCUGAUUAUAGAACGCGGAAACAAUACGUUUCUCUGUGGAGGGUUCCUGGUGGCGAAGAACUUCGUGCUGACGGCCGCUCACUGCAAGGGAGACAAGAUCACUGUCACGCUGGGAGCCCAUAACAUUAGAGAACGCGAAGAGAGCCAACAAGUGAUUGUUGUGGAUCACCAAUACCCGCACCUGGAUUAUGACAAGGAGCCCCACAAUAAUGACAUCAUGUUGCUGAAGCUGGCAGAGAGAGCGAAGCUGAAUAGAUGGGUGAAAACCAUCAACCUGCCCCACACCAAGAAGAAAGUAAAGCCAGGAACGAAAUGCAGCGUUGCCGGUUGGGGCAGGACUGAAGCAGAGAAUAAUUUAACCCUGGCCACCACACUCCAGGAGGUGGAUGUGGAGGUGCUGGAGGAUGACGAGUGUAUAUCUCGUCACUAUAACACCUUCACAAUGAUGUGUGUGGGGGACCCAGAGAAGGGCAAAGACUCUGCAAAGGGCGACUCUGGGGGCCCCCUGGUGUGUGGGAAAACAGCCCAGGGCAUCGUCUCCUGGGGGUCCUACUGUCCUCCCGGGGUGUACACAAGAGUCUCCACCUUCAUCACCUGGAUACAGGAGACAAUGAGGAGGCUGCAGCCCUGAGUCGUGCCAGGAAUCGCUUCACAGGCCAGAGCUGCGCCGCUUCUGUCCUUUGGAGAGGCCCAGAUGUAGGGGCUGCUUUGCAGAGGGGCUGAGCCCACCCAGGCUGAGCCCCCCAGCCAUCGCGCAAUUCAGGCUGUGCCCAACCCAUGAGCAUCAAGUCAGGGAGUCCAGGGGAGUUAGGAGUCAGGUUCAAGGCCAGCGUCUGUCGGCUCCCUUGGAAAUCCUGCCUCUUUGCUAGGGAAACAGCUGCUUUAUUUCCCCCAGGGUGAUGGACAUGAGCCAAAUCUUGGGGAAGACCCAACAGUUUGUAGCUCUCCCCUCCUGUCUGCCUCUUGAGUGACUGUUUGUUGUUAUCUGACCUGCAAAGUCAUGUUAAAACUGCAGUUUGCCCUGUCCUCACUGGGCCUUUCCCACAUGUUAAUUCCCCCCCGGAGGGGAGGCGGAGGCACCACCCAUUCCAGACACACCUGUCUCCAUGGUCGGCAAGGCCAGCGGGAAGGGAACUCAGCGAAGGCUACUGAUCGCCUCCUUCCCAUCUCCCCUGCCCUGCCCUGCUGCUUGGCCUGCUGCAUUUCGCUCGCUGCUUCGUAGCCAGCAAUGAAUAAAAAUGAAGUU
This is a messenger RNA of Chrysemys picta bellii (western painted turtle), 1696 nucleotides long. Its product is annotated as duodenase-1-like. Gene Ontology annotation, molecular function: serine-type endopeptidase activity. The record is from RefSeq and is a predicted model, not a curated record. Gene Ontology annotation, biological process: proteolysis. NCBI's taxonomy places the organism in Eukaryota, Metazoa, Chordata, Testudines, Emydidae.